AUGUCGGAGGUCCGUAAGUUUGAAACAUGGGAUUAUGUGGUGUUUGCUCUGAUGCUUCUGGUCUCGGCAUUCAUCGGUAUAUUUUAUGCUGUAAAAGCCAGGAAGAACACUUCGACGGGAGAUUUCCUUAUGGCCAGUCGUGGAAUGAGCAUUAUUCCAGUAGCUGUCUCCAUUCUGGUGUCCUUUAUGUCCGCUAUUUUAAUUCUGGGAACCCCAGCUGAAAUGUAUACCGCAGGAACCCAGUAUUUUGUAUAUUUGAUUGGUAUGUGUGCUGCUAUAGUGAUAUCAGCUUUAGUAUUUGUCCCCCUUCUCUAUCCUCUAAAAAUAACAAGUUCGUUUGAGUAUCUGGAGAAACGAUUCAAUUCUAAAGCAGCUAAAGUUACUGGUACUCUGAUUAUGGUAGUCCAGCAGAUUCUGUAUAUGGGUAUAGCAUCCUUUGCUCCGUCCACAGCAUUAGAAGCAGUCACGGGCUUUCCAGUAUGGGCAACAAUUAUUACUGUUGGAUUAGUUUCAACCUUUUAUACAUCGCUGGGUGGAAUGAAAGCUGUAGUAUGGACUGACGUAUUUCAAUCUAGUGUUAUGUUAGCUGGGUUGUUGGCUAUAGUUAUUCAGGGCUCGAUAGUUGUUGGUGGUAUGUCAGAAGUAUGGUCUAUCAAUGAUGCAUGGGGUAGAAUUGAUUUUUUCGACUUCAAUCCUGAUCCAACACAACGUCAUUCGUUUUGGUCAUUGGUGGUAGGUGGUGCUAUUGGAUGGACCUCAACAUAUGGUGUUAAUCAAGCCAGUGUUCAAAGAUACUGUGCAUUGCCAACUUUACAAAAGGCAAAAAUAUCUGUGAUGUUAAAUGUGAUAGGGGUUAUUAUUUUACUAACUUUGACAGCUCUAGCAGGAAUUGUCGUAUUUGCUUAUUAUGCUCAGAAGGGUUGUGAUCCGUUAUCUGCUGGGUACGUGAGCAACUCAAAUCAAUUAAUCCCGUAUUUUGUUAUGGAAGUUUUAGGAUAUCCGGGCUUACCAGGUCUUUUUAUUUCAUGUCUCUUUAGUGGUGCAUUAAGUACCAUGUCGUCAUGUCUCAACGCUCUAGCAGCAGUUACAUGGGAAGAUUUCAUGAAGCCCUUCCCUUUCUUUUCCGAAAUGCCAGAAUCUCGAAAGACCCUUAUAACUAAACUAUUAGUAUUACUAUACGGGGGUGCUGGUAUUGGUAUGUCAUUUAUGGCUAAAAAUCUUGGUGGUACAGUAUUACAGGCAUCUCUUAGUUUUACUGGAGCAGCAUCGGGUCCUCUUCUUGGUCUGUUUUGCUUAGGAGCUUUAUUUAAAUGGGCAAAUUGGAUUGGAGCUGUUGUUGGUGGGAUAUUAGGGUUAAUCUUGCCUCUGUGGAUCAGCAUAGGUGCCUAUAGUGUUACAACCAGACCGUCAAGUCUUGCAUUCCCAACAAAUUCAUGUAGCAUCAGCAAUUCAUCAAUAACCACGACAAUGUCAACUAUUAAUUCCACCAUCUUUGAUAUUACCACUCCUGGCUUUGAAGAACCGUAA
Molecule: messenger RNA, 1527 nt
Organism: Lottia gigantea (owl limpet)
Lineage: Eukaryota; Metazoa; Mollusca; Gastropoda; Lottiidae
Exons: 13
Coding region: 1-1527 (508 amino acids)
Biological process (GO): sodium ion transport; transmembrane transport
Cellular component (GO): membrane
Molecular function (GO): symporter activity
Source: RefSeq, a predicted model, not a curated record